This is a messenger RNA of Bradysia coprophila, 3114 nucleotides long. RefSeq names its product zf-C3Hc3H domain-containing lethal (3) L1231. The record is from RefSeq and is a predicted model, not a curated record. NCBI's taxonomy places the organism in Eukaryota, Metazoa, Arthropoda, Insecta, Diptera, Sciaridae. Gene Ontology annotation, cellular component: nucleus.
CUUAAAUCUUAAUUACAACCUUGUCAAAACCUUAUUCAUGAAAACAAAAUUCAGUGAUUUUAAUAAAUUAUAACAUUUGUUUUCGUAAUUAAUUUGUUUGGAGUGCAUCAAUAAUAAUCCGUCGAUUGAAACGAACCGAUUGGAAUAUGAAACUUUCGCAAAUUUGAACGAUAAAUUUGGUGAUUUAAAAAGUAUCUUUAAUGAUUUACACCAAACCAAGCUUGUUUUUUAAUAGCUGCGGUUGUUGUAUAAUUGUAGUGACCCGCGGGCGUCAUACCACUCUUAUCGGACAUGUCAUGUCAGCCGCGCUUGCCAGAAGAUCCGUACACAUUCACAUUUGCGGAACCUCCAGUAACAACCACAUUUUUUAAAAAUUCUCAGAUUCAAAAACUGCCACCAAUCAAACAACUGAGCAAAGGUCAAGCCCAAAAUCAAGUAAAAUCUCAGGGAGUUGUUAACGGAAUCAGUUCAAUAUCAAACGGUUUACACACAAAAAAUCAUGUUCCGAUCUACGCCCGAUCACAACAGCAAUCGGGGCAACAUAUCCUAUUGUAUCGCAAAUCGCAGCCCAAUCAAUCACAGCAAGUAAUUAAAAAACCGGCGACAACAUGCAUUCAAGCACCUCCGCCCCCGCCACCGCCUCCAUUAUAUCAGCAAACACAGCGAACGUUCAUUGUAAAUCAACCAAAUCAUUCCGUAGCAUCAUCUCCAGUACAACAACAACAACAGAAGCAGCAGCAACAACAACAGCCAAAAGAGCAUCAGCAGCAGCUGCCACAGCAACAAUCAACAAAAAAACAGCCAAUUGUACGCACAUCGUUUGUUAGUUCUUUCGAUAAUUUCAUUGCAAACCAGAAGAAAACUUCAAUUCCAAAUAAGGUGAAAUACGAGAAGUCCGAACUAUCCGAAAAUGUGUUGAAAUCGGUGAAUGGCGGCAAGGCGAUUAAUACCACCAAAUCGAGCAAUGGUACGGCGACCAGCGGGAAAAAGAAUUCAUCAGCGCAAAUAUUUGCGAGACCGAAAGUCGAAGCGAAAGCGUUUGUAGCGAUUAAAAAAUCUACAGGGAAAUCUCAAUCGGUCACCCGUGUAAAGCGUUCCUACAGCCAAUCAUCACACCACGAAGCACUGCAACGAAUAUCUGCACCCAAAGUUCCAUCCGAAUGGCAUGCACCCGAUACAUAUGUUUUCGAUUAUGCUGGCCCCGGUUCGUUACCGGUGUCACAAAUCGAACUGAUGCCAUUCACACAAAACAUAUGGCAUCAAAGCCUGGUCAAUGCGACGGGACGAGAACAACGAUUGGAGGAGAAAAGGAACUGCUUGCGUCGACAAGCGUACCAGUUGGAACAAGCACAAAAAUUUCGUCACACUAGCGAUUCAAAGAAGAGAUUGGUCGAAGUGGUGAAAACGCUGCAAAAGCCAAAAUCCUACAAAGAACCAACUUCGACAAAGAAGUGUGUCAUUCCAUCGUGUACAAGUGAUUCCCUUGCAUUGACGGCAUACUGCUUUUUGCAUAUUACGCUUAAUACAGAUCAACGGCUGUUUCAUCCUUGCACAGCCAAAUUUGCUGAUAAUUCUCAAUGUCGUGUUCCUGUUUUCGAUAUAAGUCAUGAGUUGCCGCUGUGUAGAGAGCAUGCUUGGAAGAGGGACAACUACAAUCGCAUGUUACAAGAACAAAAACCGAAAAAACCACCCCGUAAAAAACCAAAGCCAAGUGCAAUGACUAGGCCGCCAAAACGAAAUAAGAAAAAGAAAAAGCUUCUUCCGAAACAAAAUGCUAUAUCGGCUAUUGAUCUAUACAAUCAUGCCACUGUCAUCAAAACAAAUGGUAUUGUUGUGUCGAAAGCCGGUCUCAACGAUAUUGGCCGAAACAAUGGGCCUGUUAUACAGGUGCCAAACGGUCAGGAAUUUUUUACUAUUUGUGAGAACAGUUCUGCAUAUGAAAGUUCAGAAGAUACUGGCGUGGGCGGUUUAAGCGAAUCGGAGCUCAUCGGAACAUCGGAUGAAAUUCCACUUGGCGAUACUAGGCUGUUGGAGGAACAUGAACUGACAAAUGUUCUCAACCAAUUACCAGAAGAACUGGCCGAAGAAGCGUUUAACGAAUUGUUUACUGUUCAGCACAACGAUCCGUACGAACCAACUCAGGAGGAACAAGAAGACUUGGAACGUGCCCUUGAAGAGGUUGACGAACAGGUGAAAUCACUGGAACAGAUGACCGGUCCGACCAAUUUCCUGGACGAUUUUCUCGACGACGAAAUCGCCAUUAUUGAUGAUGCCGAUAUUUGUACGGAAGUGUUACAUUCGCCGGAUCAUCAAACCGACAACCGUGGAAUGAUUCACACGUAAAAACGUUUUUUUUUUUUGGUUUUGUAAAUUUUUCUUCAGUUUUCUUUAUUAGUAAAAUGAAAAAAGAAAAAUGCACGGUAAAUCAUCGUCGUCGGAAGUAUUGCGUAAAUGGGAAAUGAAUGAAAAGAUGGAAAGUGUUUAAAUGUGAAAUAAAAAAAAUUUUGAAUAUGAAAAUAUUGAUUUUACAUUUUUGUUUCGGUGAAUAAGAAUGUAAAAUUUAAAUCCAAUUCGGUUAUUAAAUACAAGGGAGUUUGUUAACCUCUGACUAUAUUAUACAAGAUUAUUAGGCUUUCUGCAUUUGUGAUUUUAAAACAGAAAUUUUUAUUGUUAUUUUAGUGAAUUUAUUUGAAAUUAUCUAAAGUGUAAUUUUAAGCGAAGAAGAUACAGAUAGGAUCGGGGAAGGGGAGGGGUAUAAACAUUUAAAUGAUGAAAAAGAAGUUUUUAAAAAGAUAAUUUCGUAUUUAAUAGAGAUAUGUUGUGUACAAAUUAGUGAUGAGAAACAAACAGAAAAUUUCAAACAGAAGAGAAGUAAGAAAAACAAAACAGAAAUUCAAUAAAAAUGAUUACACCGAAAAGAAUUAAGUAGGUCCCUUGUAUACGUUUAUAUGUUUAGUAAAAUCAAAUUUAUUUUUUAAGUUGUUGAAACGAACUCAUUCUGAUAAACAAGAGAAGAAAGAAAAGGAGAAAAAACAAUGGAGAAGGAAGAAGAAAAUCUUAUACAAUUUACCUACUUAAUUGAAGAAAGAGAAAGAAAACAAAAUAAAAAUUGAA